AGGCUUUUUUUUGCUAGACAGAGGGAGUGUGUGUGUGCUUUUAUUUUUACUUUUUUUAUUCUAAAACAACAAGCAGCAGAGACCCAGCUGUGACAUGCAGGCCAUAAAGUGUGUGGUUGUAGGAGACGGGGCAGUUGGUAAAACAUGCCUUUUGAUCAGCUACACCACCAACGCCUUCCCCGGAGAGUACAUCCCCACAGUGUUUGAUAACUAUUCUGCGAAUGUGAUGGUAGAUGGGAAGCCAGUGAAUCUGGGGCUGUGGGACACAGCAGGACAGGAGGACUAUGACAGACUCAGGCCUCUGUCCUACCCUCAAACGGUACCACGCCGAGAGCAAACUCAGUGCAGAGAUGUGUUUUUAAUCUGCUUCUCACUGGUGAGCCCUGCUUCGUUCGAGAACGUCCGCGCCAAAUGGUACCCAGAGGUCCGGCAUCACUGCCCGAACACCCCAAUCAUUCUCGUUGGAACCAAGAUUGACUUAAGAGAAGACAAGGACACUGUUGAGAAGCUGAAAGAAAAGAAACUGACUCCCAUUACUUACCCACAAGGCCUUGCUAUGGCUAAAGAAAUAGGUGCCGUGAAAUAUCUGGAAUGUUCAGCCUUGACUCAGCGUGGCCUUAAGACAGUGUUCGAUGAAGCCAUCCGUGCAGUCUUGUGUCCACCACCAGUUCCAAAACCAAAGCCAAGAUGCCUUCUCCUCUAAAGAGGUUGUGUAUAAAGAACCGUCUAUAGCCUGCACUCGCCUAAGGAGAGGUGCUGGAAGGGAAAAUGUGUUAAACCAAAGAGGGAAGACUCUAUAAACCAUAUCCCCACACAUCCAUACAUCUCUCUUACUUUUGUAUUGUAAUUAGAAUUAGAUUGAUUUACUUCUCUGAGUCUGUUUUAGGAUCCUAGAGUUAAUCUCAAGGAGAUGGGGAAGCUUUUCCUCGUUAUGUUUAAAGAAAUUCCUGCUGCCUUUUUAAGAAUGUUUUUCAUGUUUGUUUCAGUGAACCAAACAAUCCUUUUUUUCUUCCAACCAUGAGAGCCUUAUAUGUUUUGUUUAUAUGGGGCAAUGGUGCCCAUGAAAGUUGCCAAAAAUCCAAAUCUAUGUAUAUAGCUUCAAUUUAUAAUUUUAACACUAAUUUACAUUUAAGUAUUUGGCAGAGCAACUCUCAUUUGAUCUCAUAAUUUUCAUCUGAGCAAGUGCCUUGCUCACGCAACUUGGUGGUGCUGGGGAUUGAACCUAGGACCUUCCAAUCAACAGUCCAAUGCCAAUCACUGUGUUUUAAAACAAAAAGUCCAACCCAUCGACUUGUUGAAGCUAGUCCGCAAUUCAGCAGGUGCUGAGCGGUUAAACAAGAUAUAUUAGAUAUAUUUAUAAUUGAUCCCUGAGGGAAAAUUUGGAAAUCACAUGCUUAACUAUAAUAUUUUACUCGUUAUUUAGAAGCAUAUUGGGGUUUGCCGAUUGGUAUACAUAAAUGUUACACUAGCAAAACAUGUUUUCACUGGCUCAUCAUGACCUGAGCAAUGUAAUUAGUUUCUUUGAUUAAUAAUUAAUGCAGUACUGUAAAAAACAUUAAUUUGUUUAGCAAGAAUAUUGGAUUAUUUAAAAAGCAUAAUGAAAAUUGGUAUACAGAGAGAAGUGGAUCUUGAAUCAGUAAGUUUAGAGAACCAUAAAUCAAUAACGAGCCGGGAACCAUUCCCAAUAGAGGUUUUAUUAUUUUAUUAUUUUUAUUUUUUUUUAAUAAGAUUUCAUUGUAAGAUUUCAGUCAUGUUAGAUUUUUUUGUGCUUUAACUGUAUUUCUACUAUACUUAUAUAUUAACACUAUUAUCUAGAUAUAAAUCAGUAUCCUCAAGCUUCAGUGACUUCAUAGUGUUUUAAUCAGUUCCAUUGAAAACAGUCUUUUAAACAAGUUUACUUUGUCCUCUCGUGUUCCGUUUGAGAAAUUAGAGUUGUUCUCUGCACCCGGUGGCACUUUAUGUCACAUACUUUACUGGCUGUGUUUCCACUUGUCAAACACAAGCUUAGCAGCAACCGCAUCUUGUAUCCCCAUUUCUGCAUUGCAAAAGAAAUACCAUACAUACUUAAUCCAUUUCGGUUUCACCUAGCAGCAGCUGCUUGUUUAUUCCAGCAUUUGACUCAUACAUUAGCAGCAACAGAUCUUACCACAUAUACUUCAAUACGCAUAAUUUAUAAUGGAGACCUAAAACCGGAUCUAGCUUUAAAUGGAUAAGCUUUAAAUAUGGCCUAAAAUUCCCUUUGUCUAAAGGAAAACAAAUAUACAGCUGUCUAUCAAAAAGCAAACAUUAGUGACACUUAGUGGUUCAUAUUUUCUUAUCAGCUGGAAUUCUGUCUGCUUGUGAGAAACUGUCUGAUUUCUUCCUGCCCUAAUGGAAAAUAUUUACCCAGUGACCUAAACACUGUCGUUUUGUUGCGCAAGGCUGGUGGAGUUUAAUUUAAAACUUCUCAAAGUUCAGCAAACACUUGUGCCUGCAGGAACAGAGAAUUAGAUUCUGAUUAACCCUUGAAGUAAUGCAUGAUUUUUAUUUUAUUUUUUUUAAAUGUGUGUAUGUGCUCUAAACAAACAGGAGUUUGUGCUUCAGUGUUCAAUCAUGAGUGUUGGUGAUAGUGCUUAUUACAGCCAUCACUGCUGUAAUUUGUAUUUAUGAUAAAUAAAUGUAUGAUAAAUAA
Molecule: messenger RNA, 2671 nt
Organism: Clarias gariepinus (North African catfish)
Lineage: Eukaryota; Metazoa; Chordata; Actinopteri; Siluriformes; Clariidae
Product: ras-related C3 botulinum toxin substrate 1-like
Exons: 6
Coding region: 95-703 (202 amino acids)
Biological process (GO): regulation of actin cytoskeleton organization; motor neuron axon guidance; regulation of cell shape
Cellular component (GO): plasma membrane; cell cortex; cytoskeleton
Molecular function (GO): GTPase activity; protein kinase binding; GTP binding
Source: RefSeq, a predicted model, not a curated record